AUGAUCUAUCUAUACCAGUCAGUUUAUAUCUAUCUAUCUAUCUAUCUAUCUAUCUAUCUAUCUAUCUAUCUAUCUAUUUCUAUCACCUCUCCUUCUGAUUGCUCUUUCCCCUUCCCGCUCAUUAUUAAUGUUUUUGUUCCUUAUUCUUUCGCACCCUGUAACGCCCUCUUGUUUUCCCUUCUCUAUCUAUCUAUCUAUCUAUCUAUCUAUCUAUCUAUCUAUCUAUCUAUCUAUCUAUCUAUCUAUCUAUCCAAAUUAGAGACCUGUCAUAAUUGUAAAACUUCCUUUUCUUGUUUUUUUCUCAUCUAUCUAUCUAUCUAUCUAUCUAUCUAUCUAUCUAUCUAUCUAUCUAUCUAUCUAUCUAAAUUAGAGACCUCUUCUUCCUUUUCUUGUUUUUCCUAUAUCUAUCUAUCUAUCUAUCUAUCUAUCUAUCUAUCUAUCUAUCUAUCUAUCUAA
Acanthosepion pharaonis is the source of this 456-nucleotide messenger RNA. NCBI's taxonomy places the organism in Eukaryota, Metazoa, Mollusca, Cephalopoda, Sepiida, Sepiidae. The record is from the annotation of a GenBank genome assembly.